Spea bombifrons (plains spadefoot toad) is the source of this 2716-nucleotide messenger RNA. RefSeq names its product solute carrier family 22 member 6-A-like. Gene Ontology annotation, biological process: transmembrane transport. The record is from RefSeq and is a predicted model, not a curated record. The transcript has 10 exons. Bases 114 to 1829 code for a protein of 571 amino acids. Gene Ontology annotation, molecular function: transmembrane transporter activity. NCBI's taxonomy places the organism in Eukaryota, Metazoa, Chordata, Amphibia, Anura, Pelobatidae. Gene Ontology annotation, cellular component: membrane.
GAGACUGAUCUUCUUUGUAAAGACCAAAACGUGAGCUAAAUUUCAAAGGAAUUUGCAAUAUUGAAAAUUAACAAAAUAUCUUAGACAUACUAAUAAAGCAAGAAAUUUCAGCCAUGGGUUUUGCUGAUCUCUUGGACAGAAUCGGAGGUAUGGGACGGUUUCAAAUAACGCAAGUUAUCUUGCUAUGUAUACCAAUAUUUCUGAUGGCAAGUCAAAACCUUCUACAGAAUUUUAGUGCUGCAAUUCCAGAACACAAAUGUAGAAUAAAUGAGACUGAUAAUUUUAACACCAGUUGGAGUGAAAGGAAAGGAUGGCAGAGGGUGUUCUCCCCAAAGGAUGCUGAAGGGAAUUUGGACAAAUGUGUGGAAUAUGUUGAUGUGCACUGGAUUAUGGUGGCUUCUAAUGUCACAUGGCACAACACCACAGAUUUGAAAACACAACCAUGUGUGAAUGGUUGGGAAUAUAACAGGGAUGAGUUCAGUUCAACAAUUAUCACAGAGUGGGAUUUGGUGUGUGGACGCAAGAACCGACGACAACUGGCUCAAUCCAUAUAUAUGGCAGGGGUACUGGCAGGAGCUAUCAUCCUUGGGGGCCUUUCUGAUAGGUAUGGAAGAAGAGCUUUACUGAUCUGGUCUUAUCUACAAUUGGCUGUCAGUGGGACCUGCACAGCAUUCUCACCCAAUUACCUCUCCUACUGUGUGUUCCGCUUCCUUAGUGGCAUGGCUCUGUCUGGAAUUAGUCUGAACACUACUGCAUUAAUAGUGGAGUGGAUUCCUACCAAAGUUCGGACUAUUACAGGAACAAUGGCAGGAUAUUGUUACACAGUUGGCCAGCUCAUCUUAGCAGGACUGGCAUACGGCAUUCGAGACUGGCGCUGGCUGCAGCUAACUGUUUCUCUACCAUUUAUUAUCUUCUUUAUGUAUUCCUGGUGGUUUCCUGAAUCUGGUCGGUGGCUUGUUCUUUCUGGGAAACCAGAGAAAGCAGUGAAGGAGAUAAAGAAAGUAGCAAAGUUAAAUGGGAAGACUGACGAAGGGGAGAAGAUAACAUUGGAGACUCUGAAAUCUGACAUGAUAAAAGAGAUGGCUUGUGCGACAUCAUCCUACAGCAUUAUUGAUUUGGUUCGGACCACCACUUUGCGCAGAAUAUCAUGUGGUGUGAGCUUUAUAUGGUUUUCCACUAGUUUUGCGUACUAUGGUCUAGCUAUGGAUCUGCAGAAGUUUGGUGUCAGCAUCUACCUAAUCCAGGUUAUCUUUGGAGCUGUUGACAUUCCAGCCAAACUGAUUUCCACCACAAGCAUGAUCUAUAUAGGCCGAAGAGUGACACAGGGUGUCUCCCUCAUUCUUGGUGGACUUGCUGUCCUUGCAAAUAUCUUUGUGCCAACUGAGUUACAGGUGCUCAGAACCAGUUUGGCAGUAUUUGGAAAGGGCUGCUUUGCGGCAUCAUUUAGCUGUGCUUUUCUUUUCACCACAGAGCUGUACCCCACAGUUAUAAGACAGAGUGGCCUUGGGCUGGGCAGCACCAUGGCACGUUUGGGUGGAAUCGUUGCUCCUCUCGUGAAAAUGUUGGGAGAUUUUUAUCCUUUCUUACCACUUUUAAUCUACGGAGGUGUCCCUGUUUUAUCUGGGCUAGUAGCCUACUUCCUACCAGAGACUGUCAACAAACCUCUACCAGACACUAUAGAAGAAGUGGAGAUGGGCAAGAAAACACCAGCAAAAGAGAAGGAAAUUGUACCCUUACAGUCUCUGAAAACUAAACCUGGAGUGAUGGAAAAAAAGGACAUUUUACCUUUACAGCCACUGAAAAUUGACCCUGCACCACAAGAAGUAUGAGGACAACAUGACAAAUAAUAAAGAGAAAUGGAACAUUGCAAGCUCUACACAACACCUUUUAACUUGGAAUCUUAGGAAAUAUCAUGAUAUAUAGCCAAGAUAUUUUGUUGACUUGUGACAAGUAUUUCUUCCUAAAGUAUAUUUGAGGGUUUACAAGUCAUUUUCAUAGCAAUAUGAUACUUGAUCCCUAAUACAUUUGUCUUAUUGCAUAAGAGUCCUUGAAAAACAGUUACAGUAAGUGAGAUACUGAUUUCCUCGAUGUCUCUGAGUGGAGUCCUGAUAUCAGUGUGGGUAAAUGUCUUGUGUGUUACUCUAGUCAGGGGAGGGCAGGCGCCAUUAAGCCCAAGGGCAAGUUUGGCCAAAUGGCUCAGUAAUAUAGCUUCCAAAAGAAAAAUUGACAGAUAAUGGGUUUCAUUUUCUAAACUAUAGGCUCAAUGAGUAAACAAAAUCCAACUAGCAGAUUCACUAAAACCAACUUGUAUGCACAGGAGGAUGUAAGGUGACUUGCAAUUAUCCCCCCAAGACAUCAGAAAUUAUCUUAGAGAAGCAAUCUAUUUCUGUCAACAAAGAUAGCGGUGGCGGCCGGCUACAGCAGAGCUUAGGAAACCAUCAGCAAUCACUUCCUAAGCGUAACUGGUGUUGCUGACAUGCUUCAAUAUCGAGGCAUUCAGCAGCACACACACCCUACACCGAUUGCCUUGUGAUUGCUCAGAAGAGCAACCACGAGUGUCAUCAGUGAGUGACAUUGCUGCCACUCACAAAAUGGCAGCUCCAAUUGAAACUAGUUCACAGAGGGUCUAUCUGAGGUACUGCAUUCAACCAUGCAAGUCAAUGAAGCCCAGCUCACUAAUCACAGUAUGAUCAGUAAAAUAAAAAAUAAAAAAAAA